AUGGUGAGCGCGGCGGGGGCCGGGGGGCCGCGGGGGGAGCCGCCCAAGGACGACAAGAAGAAGAAGGACGCGGGCAAGUCCGCCAAGAAGGACAAGGACCCUGUCAACAAGUCCGGCGGCAAGGCCAAGAAGAAGAAGUGGUCCAAGGGGAAAGUGAGAGACAAGUUGAACAAUCUCGUCCUGUUUGACAAGGCCACCUAUGACAAGCUGUGUAAAGAAGUACCCAAUUACAAGCUCAUCACACCAGCAGUUGUCUCAGAAAGACUGAAGAUUCGAGGUUCUUUGGCUAGGGCUGCUCUCCAAGAACUGCUCAGCAAAGGUUUGAUCAAACUCGUGUCCAAGCACCGAGCCCAAGUGAUCUACACUAGAAACACAAAAGGUGGAGAUGCGCCUGCUGCGGGGGAGGAUGCAUAG
Cygnus olor (mute swan) is the source of this 414-nucleotide messenger RNA. RefSeq names its product ribosomal protein S25 (gene RPS25). Gene Ontology annotation, molecular function: structural constituent of ribosome. NCBI's taxonomy places the organism in Eukaryota, Metazoa, Chordata, Aves, Anseriformes, Anatidae. Gene Ontology annotation, cellular component: cytosolic small ribosomal subunit. The coding region runs from base 1 to 414 and encodes 137 amino acids. The record is from RefSeq and is a predicted model, not a curated record. The transcript is spliced from 4 exons.